Molecule: messenger RNA, 563 nt
Organism: Vigna angularis (adzuki bean)
Lineage: Eukaryota; Viridiplantae; Streptophyta; Magnoliopsida; Fabales; Fabaceae
Exons: 1
Coding region: 125-430 (101 amino acids)
Source: RefSeq, a predicted model, not a curated record
AGGAGACACCAAACCAUGAUCAUGAUCAUUGACACUAAUAAAAAGCUUAUUGUGUUCUGUAGCAGCAGUGACAGAGUGUCUCAGACCGAGACUGAGACUGAGAAGGUUUGUGUUCUGCAUAGCCAUGACAACCUUUGUCCGCAGCAGCACCCUCUCUCGCAGCCGCAGAUACAGAUAUGGAGCUGUUGGAGCUGAACCCACCAUUGGUAGGGACCACAUUCUCAAGUCCAUCAGCUACAGACGCAGAAGAGCCAAGCAGAGGAAAGUCUUCCUAUCAACCUAUCAGCUAGAUUCUUUCUCGGAGCCCAAAUCGCCUAAGCUCAAAAGGGUUGCUUUCAACCUCAAGAGAUUCGUAGCCUCUGUCUUGAAGCUUGUUCAAACCACCGCAGGUUCUUUCAGAUCCAAGUCCUCUCUCUCCACCGACUUGUGAAGAUUUUAACCCUUCUUUCCUGUGCUUAGAAUGACUCAACUUUCAUGAUUAUCCUUUCUCUUCCCUUUCAAUUACUUUUUUUUUUUCACAGCUGUGUAUGGUUGAUAAUGGAAAAAAAUGUACCAUCUGGUUC